This is a messenger RNA of Oryzias melastigma (Indian medaka), 683 nucleotides long. Its product is annotated as mitochondrial 10-formyltetrahydrofolate dehydrogenase-like. The transcript has 2 exons. Bases 245 to 499 code for a protein of 84 amino acids. NCBI's taxonomy places the organism in Eukaryota, Metazoa, Chordata, Actinopteri, Beloniformes, Adrianichthyidae. The record is from RefSeq and is a predicted model, not a curated record.
UCUUAACCCUAUCCGUCGGAGCGGGAGCAGGCUGGUCUUGAGCGCGCGCUCCGGGAUCACCGCGUGCUCGCGCACGUACGCCGUCGACUGGCUGCUGACGAGUAUAAUCUGGCUGCCGCGAGCCCGGUCCGGGAUAAAAGCCGACCGCCGCGCCUUCAGAGUGUCAACCGCGCGCGCUGCUCCCUCUCUAACGGUUUUUCUUUUUUAAAGCUCUUUAUAUAAAUAAAUAAAAAACACCGCCAUUAUGCUGCUGACGGCGAGUCAAGUCAUCAGGAAAUUCUCCACGUCCUCCCGUUAUUACCAGAAGAAGCUGAAAUUAGCCAUCAUUGGUCAGAGCGUCUUCGGUCAGGAGGUGUACAGCAGCCUGAGGAAGCAGGGCCACAAAGUCGUGGGGGUGUUCACGGUCCCUGACAAAGACGGCAAAGCGGACCCCCUUGGUGAGCUUUCCCCGCUUUUAUUCUCACCCCUUCCAGUGGAUUUGGAGAAACAACUGGAUUAGAAGGGUUUGAUUUAUUCCGGUCCUUCAGCUUCCUCUUCCUCUUUAGUUCAGUGAAGAGUUUCUCUGUAAAACUGUCUUAAACAUUUCAUUAACACUUUAGACGAGGUGCUGCAAAACAGUCAAGAUAAUGUUGACAGAAAUUAUUAAUAUAUUGAGCAGUUUAUUAAUAUGGCCUUUGUAGAUA